Neltuma alba is the source of this 1716-nucleotide messenger RNA. Its product is annotated as phosphatidylinositol/phosphatidylcholine transfer protein SFH12-like. Bases 1 to 1716 code for a protein of 571 amino acids. The transcript has 13 exons. The record is from RefSeq and is a predicted model, not a curated record. NCBI's taxonomy places the organism in Eukaryota, Viridiplantae, Streptophyta, Magnoliopsida, Fabales, Fabaceae.
AUGUCUGGAACCUUUUCACCCAAGUCAGCUCUUGAAGGGUCUGAUGGUGCAGGGUCUUUUAAGAAGAGAGCCUCAAAUAAGUUCAGGAGUUCUUUAUCAAGAAAGGGUAGGAGAUCUAGCAAGGUCAUGUCUGUUGAAAUUGAGGAUAUCCGUGAUGCUGAGGAGUCAGCAGUUGUUGAGAAGUUCCGUGAAAUUCUUGUAUCUGAGGACCUUCUCCCUCCUAAGCAUGAUGAUUAUCAUACGAUGCUGAGAUUCCUAAAGGCCAGGAAAUUUGAUAUUGAGAAAACAAAGCAAAUGUGGUCUGACAUGAUCCAGUGGAGAAAAGAAUUUGGUACUGACACAAUUAUGGAGGAUUUUGAUUUCAAGGAACAAAGCGAAGUUUUAAAGUAUUAUCCCCAAGGGCAUCAUGGAGUAGAUAAAGAUGGACGACCUGUGUACAUCGAGAGAUUAGGUCUGGUAGACUCAAACAAGUUGAUGCAAGUGACAAGCUUAGAUCGCUAUAUCAAGUACCAUGUAAGGGAGUUUGAGAGGACAUUUGACAUAAAGUUGCCAGCUUGUUCAAUUGCUGCAAAGAAGCACAUUGAUCAAAGUACAACCAUCCUGGAUGUGCAAGGAGUGGGGCUUAAGAACUUUAGCAAAUCUGCCAGAGAACUUGUUACUGCCCUUCAGAAGAUUGACGGUGAUAAUUAUCCAGAGAGUUUGAAUCGUAUGUUCAUCAUAAAUGCUGGUUCUGGAUUCCGAAUGUUAUGGAGCACUGUAAAAUCCUUCCUUGACCCUAAGACCACGGCAAAAAUUAAUGUUCUUGGCAACAAGUACCAGAGCAAAUUGCUUGAAAUAAUUGAUGCAAGUGAAUUGCCAGAAUUUUUGGGAGGCACUUGCACCUGUGCUGAUCAAGGAGGUUGUAUGCUUUCUGAUAAGGGCCCAUGGAAGAAUGAAGAAAUAUUAAGGAAGGUUCUAAAUGGUGACCAUAAAUGUUCAGGCAAAAAUGAGUCACCUGUGGUGGAAGAUAAGACAGAGUCUGAGGUAGUUCCAGUGUCCGAGGCAACAUCAGUUUCUGAGGUAGUGCCUGUGUCUGAAGCAGUGCCUACCAGUGACCCCAUCAAUCGCAAAAAAGAAACGCCAGUGUGUGUCGAGGUCCCUGCUACUAGAGCUUGCAAAUCUGAGGAGUUAGUCCCAGUGGCUGAUAAAAUAGCUAUGAAAAAAGUUGAAGACAGCGAGAAAUUAGCCAUAUCAAAAGCUGGAAUAGAAACAUUCAUCAACAUGGCUGAUACUUACAAGCUCCACGAGAAAUUCAACUACCAGCUUUUCACUGGUGUCAUGGCCUUUGUUAUGGGAAUCCUGACCAUGGUCAAAAUGACACGAAACAUGCCCAAGAAGAUCAACGAUGGCAACUUCUACUCCAAUCCUACUUUCUCUGCUGACCCGACGUAUACAGGGCAGGUCCCUGCUAACGACCCCUUGCCCACCAUCUCUGCUGAAGAAUUUAUGACAGUUCUUAAACGCAUGGCUGAGUUGGAAGAGAAAAUGGUCACCAUGAACAUACCUGCUUACAUGCCACCCGAGAAGGAGGAAAUGCUGAUCGCUGCUAUGAACAGAGCUGAUGUAUUGGAGAAAGAACUUAUGGCUACCAAGAAGGCCUUGGAGGAUUCACUUGCGCAACAAGAGGAGCUUUUAGCUUACAUUGACAAGAAGAAGAAGAAGAAAUGGUUUGGAUGA